AUGAAGCUAAAGUAUCUUUCAAGUAUUAUUCCUGCUCAGGAUGGGGAAGCGAAAAUCGCCACAAUUGCUUGUUCCCCAAAUGGCUUUCGAGCAGCAGUCGCUUGUUCCGAUCGAUCGGUCGCUCUACUCGAUGAAAAUGGCCAACAAAGAGACAAGUUCUCAUGCAAACCGCUUGACGCAAAGUACGGAAAGAAAUCGUUUGCGGUCCUUUGCAUGACAUUUUCACCCGAUUCGUCACGCAUCGCCAUAGGACAGAGUGAUAAUGUGCUCUUCAUCUACAAAGUCGGAACGUCUUGGAACGAAAAGAAAGUGAUUGUCAACAAAUUUGUGCAACCGUCGGCUGUGACUUGUUUGAGUUGGCCGUUCGAUGAUAAAAUACUGGUAGGACAGUUAGAUGGAAAGGUCAGAAUCGGGCUUAUCAAAACCAACAAAUGCAGUUCUCUCUUCAAGACUGACGAAACAGUCGUCAGCAUUCAGACACACCCAAAAAAGACAUCCUUUGUCUCUGCACAUCAAGAUGGAUCCAUCAUUCUGUACAACUUCAGCAGUAAAACUCAAUCCAAGAUUUGCACACUCCAAUGGCCUCCAUAUAAUCUCGUUUUCACUAACCACGGUCUCGUUGUGGCCACGUCAGACAGACGUGUACUGUCCUACACAGAGAACGGAGUCGUCCAACAGCAAUUCGACUACAAUGACCAGCCGGAGAAGGAGUUCUCGUCGAUUGUGUGUGACCCUACUGCGCAGAAUGUGGUCGUGGCUAGUUAUAAUAGGCUCCGGCUGUUCUCCUGGUCGGCCAGACGCGGUGCAUGGGACGAAGGAGCUCCUUUGGAAAUUCAGAAUGCUUACUCGAUAGGUGCCCUAGGCUGGAAACAAGAUGGCAGCACUAUUUACGCGGGCACUGUCUGUGGAGGAGUCUUUGCUGUUGAUUGCUGUCUACGUCGUGGUAUGCUGAAAUCUCGAUUUGAAACCACCUACGUCGCCCCAUCCCAUGUGAUUCUUCGUGAUGUAACAAAUGAGUCGAGAACAAAUUUGAUUUCCAAUAAAGGACUAGCUAUCGAUGAGCUGAAAAUCAUGGGCAAAGACCGUUUUGUCAUCGGAUACACCUCAUCCACCAUCAUCAUUGCUGAUACCGAAACCCAAAGAUUCUCUGAGCUUGAAUGGCAAAGUGGAGGACACGAGAAGUUUUUUUUUGACUUCAACAACUGCUGCUUGAUCAUAAAUGCUGGAGAAGUGACUGUUGUGGAAUAUGGCGUGGAUGGUCCGAUGGGAUGGGUAAGAACUGAGCUCACAAGUCCGUACUUGCUCAGUGUGCAAAUCAGUGGUCCGGAUGUCGAGGAGCAUAAGAAAGUGAAGAAAAUGGCAUUUUUGGUAGAUCCAACAACUAUUUCCAUCGUUAACCUAGUUACUGGUCAACAGGAAAGCUUCAUUCAUCACACUGGUCCAAUCGACUGGAUUGAGCUUAAUGAGCCAGCGUCAAAGCUUCUUUACCGCGACAAACGCUCGAAAGUCACUUUAGUCGACAUUGAUUCUGACCAGAGAACUGUUCUCCUAACAUUCUGUACCUAUGUCCAAUGGGUUCCAAUGAGCGAUGUCAUUGUUGCACAAAGUGGAGACAAUCUGUCAGUCUGGUACAAUCCAGAUCUUCCAGAACAAGUGACUAAUAUGAAAAUCAAAGGAGAAAUUGAGACAGUCUUGAGAGACGCUGAUCGAACUGAAGUCAUUGUUCAGGUACCCAAAAAUUAUAAGCAAAUCUUCAACAGAGAUAUUCAGGAGCCAACAGCAAAAGUUGCAUAUGAACUGGACAACACCCAAAUAGAAUUUGGAGCAGCGCUAGAAAAACGAGAUUUCGAGAGAGCUGUUGCGUUUUUGGAAUCCAAUACAGGAUCUUCAGAUGCUUACGCAAUGUGGACUAGAGUAGCUGAGAUGGCACUAGAGCAUGGAAACCUUUUUGUAGCUCAACGGUGCUACGCGGCAAUAGGAAACAUUGCAAAGGCGAAGAAACUUCAUGAUAUAAUAGAGAUUGCUGACGAAGCUGCCAUCACUAUCGGUGGCGAUGGAACUCACUAUUACAAGGUUCGUGCUAUGAUGUCAAUCCUUGGACGCAAAUUCAAAGACGCUGAGAGAAUAUUUCUGGAACAGAACGAUGCGGAUGCUGCAAUUGGGAUGUACACAUCUCUUCAUAAAUGGGAUGAAGCAAUGGAACUAGCAAAAGUGAUCAACUAUCAAAACUUGGAUGGUCUCAAAAAUAAUUAUAUGAGAGCUCUCAGCGAAACAGGACAGGACUCGAAGGCGGCGGAGCUCAAAGCAGCAGAUGGUGACACAAUGGCAGCUGUAGACUUGUACAUGAGGUCUAACAAACCCUUAUCUGCACUGAAUGCUGUGAUGAAUGAUAGUGUGCUCUCUCAAGAUGCAAAUGUUUUGAGACAAGUGGCGGAGGCUCUCGGAAAAGCACAACUGUUUGAUAAGGCUGGAGAAGUUUACGAGAAGCUGAAAGACUUUGACAAUGCCGUUGACAACUAUAAAAAAGGGGAUGCAUACGGAAAAGCUAUACAACUCGCUCGAUUCGCAUAUCCUGAGAAAGUGGUCGAUCUCGAGCAUGAAUGGGGUUUACAUCUAGAGUAUAUCGGGCAGUACGAUGCCGCUGUGAACCAUUUUGUUGAAGCAAAUGAUUUGAAGAAAGCUGUUGAGUCUGCAAUUCGAGCCAAAGAAUGGCCAAAGGCGUUAUCGGUAAAAGCGCAAGAACCCAACGCAAAGAUUUUAAUCGUUGAGAACAUUCAAGACCAAAAAGUGCGUACAACUUACUAUGGAGAAAUCGCUGACCAUUAUUCGAGUGUAGGAGACUAUGAGAAACUAGAAUUUUUGCAGAGAGCUGAGCGACUAUUUGUUGAAGCCGGUCUAUUCAACGACGCCAUCAUGAUGUACGGAAAAAAUGGAAAAUGGACUGACGCGUUCCGUCUCUCCGUAGAAUUUCACGGAAAGGAUGUCACCACUUCAUCAUACUUGUCAAAAGCUGAAGACUUGGAUGAGCAUGGAAGAUUCGCUGAGGCUGAGCAGCUCUAUAUCAUAAUUGGCAUGCCACACAAGGCUAUCCAAAUGUAUGAUCGAGUUGGGCGAGACGAAGACGUUCUUCGGCUAGUCGAGAGGUACCAUGGUGAUCACUUGCAGGAAACUCGGAAGCGGUUUGCUGCUCAGUAUGAGGAACGUGGUGACCUGAAAGCUGCAGAAGAAGAAUUUUUGAAAGCUGGAGACUUCCGAGCAGCGAUCAACAUGUACAAGGAAAACGAAAUGUGGGCAGACGCCUAUCGGAUCGCCAAAACUGAGGGAGGAGAUAAUAUGGAGAAGCAGGUUCUUUUCAUGUGGGCCAAGAGUAUUGGUGGUGAUGCAGCGGUCAAGUUACUCAAUAAGCAUGGCAUGCUGAAUGAAGGAAUUGAAUUUGCGUGUGAUUCUGGAGCAUUUGACUUGGCGUUUGAUUUGACUAGAAUUGGAGCUAAGGACAAAAUGGCAGAUGUGCAUUUGAGGCUGGCCGGUCAGUUGGAGGAGGAAGGAAGACUCGAGGAUGCAUCGAAGCAUUACAUUGAGGGCAACAAACCGGACCUUGCGGUGGACAUGCUCAUCCGUGACAGUGAUUGGGCUGCUGCUGAGCGUAUUGCAAAAGAGCACUGCCCUAAUCUUUUGCCAGAUGUCUACACUGGUCAAGCUCGUCGUGCUAUUGAAGAAGGAGAUCAUUUGAGAGCCGAAACAUUCCUUCUGAGGGCAAACAAGCCGGAGAUCAUUUUGAGGUAUUUUUUCAUUGUAAGGAAUAAACAAUGUUCACUUGUUCAAUUUUUUAGAUACUUCGCUGAAAAUGAAAUGUGGCCAGAUGCUCUUCGUAUCGCUCAAAACUAUUUACCACACCAAUCGGCACUAAUUCAAGAAGAAUAUGAAAAAUCAGAAUUAAGAAAUGGGGCGCGUGGUGUGGAUUCGUACCUGGCUCAAGCCAAGGAUUGGGAGCAACAGGGCGACUGGAGGAAGGCAGUAUCUGCUUUACUCAGAAUCAAUGCGGAAUCGACGGACAACGAAGCUUUGAUUGUACAGAGUACCGAAAAGGCCGCCGAUCUUGUGAUGAAAUUUUUGAUGGGUGAUGAUGAAUACGUUGGAGAUGUUCUAAGAGCACUGGAUGACAAUAAUUGUCAUGAGAAAGCAGCGGAGUUGCUUCUGUUGUUUGGACAAACCAGACAAGCAAUAACAGCACUUUGUAGAGCCAAGCAAUGGGGAAAAGCAAAACAGGUGGCCGAAGAGUACCUGCCUGAAAUGGUGGCUGAGAUUGAGAGAAACUAUAAAGACAGUUUGAAAAAUGAAGGGCGACUUGGAGAGCUCAUCGAUGUGGAUGUCGUGACUGCAAUUGAUAUGAUGAUCGAAAAUGAUCAAUGGGAUAAGGCACUAGACACCGCAAAAUCUCAAAACUACCGCCCACUUCUUGAAAAGUACGUUGCUCAAUACGCUGCAAUUUUAAUUCAUCGAGAAGAUUAUGUCAGAGUGUUGACUAUCCUAGAAAGAUACGGAGCUUCAGGAAACCCAGCCAACUUCUCAAUCUACAGAACUCUUAUGGAAGAAACAUUAGCUAAGCCACGAUUUGACUAUAAUGAGAUUGCUAGAGUGCGGAAUGUUCAUCUUGAUGUGUUUCUAGCCUUGAAGAAAGAGGGAUCUGAGCAUCUGGAAGAGUUCACAAAAGCUAUGUGGGCCCUUCAUCUCAUAUCCAUGCGGACUGCACUGGAAGAAAUCGAUAAAUCGGUGCCAGAAGUGCAGAAAUUGUGUUUACGCCAGUCGCUGUCGUUAUUGAGAUACACUGAUGUAUUGACACCGGACCGUAUCUUUUACGAAGCCGGAUCCGCUUGCAAAGAUUAUGGAAAGGAGUACGAGUCGCUGGGCUUCUUACUUCUGAAUCACUAUCUCGAUUUGGUGGAUGCCAUUGAAGAAGGAAGUGGAGAGCUUGUGGAUUACAGUCCGUUCGAGAACAGUGACAUUCCGACAGAGGUAUCAUUGCCAACGAGACAGUGGUUGGAGGGCGCCAAGCAUGAAGAAAUCAAGGAAUGGGUUCUGGCCGCCUCCGUCGAUGAUCAGCACAACAAAGAGCUAGUCUACGACCGGCGUGGCGUGUUCGAAGCUUCAUUGACCGACAGACGAGGCGAAACAGCGGCGCCGUGUCUGGUAACUGGUUACCCAGUCAUCGAGAGUACAGUUCACAUCGGAAGUAUGGUGGCCGAGAAAGAUUUUCUGAACAAGUUCCUCGUCGUUAUCAAAUCUCAUCAAUCGGAAAAUUUAUUGAAUGUGCAAAACUUUGUGGCAAGAUGGGCUGGUUCACCGUUGGCCAUUUCGUUGUGA
Caenorhabditis briggsae is the source of this 5361-nucleotide messenger RNA. RefSeq names its product Protein CBR-OSM-1 (gene Cbr-osm-1). Gene Ontology annotation, biological process: intraciliary transport. The coding region runs from base 1 to 5361 and encodes 1786 amino acids. The record is from RefSeq and is a predicted model, not a curated record. Lineage: Eukaryota; Metazoa; Nematoda; Chromadorea; Rhabditida; Rhabditidae. Gene Ontology annotation, cellular component: intraciliary transport particle B; ciliary basal body; axoneme. Gene Ontology annotation, molecular function: protein binding. The transcript has 22 exons.